Molecule: messenger RNA, 4950 nt
Organism: Cryptomeria japonica (Japanese cedar)
Lineage: Eukaryota; Viridiplantae; Streptophyta; Pinopsida; Cupressales; Cupressaceae
Product: PH, RCC1 and FYVE domains-containing protein 1
Exons: 10
Coding region: 743-4156 (1137 amino acids)
Molecular function (GO): metal ion binding
Source: RefSeq, a predicted model, not a curated record
UUAACUGCAAUAAUUUUUUUAAUUUUUUUUAUCUGCAAAUUUUUAUCUUGGCAUUCCGGGGUCUGGUUUUUUCGUUUUGGAUAGAUUGUAAGAUUUUCAGAGAUCAGACCCUUUUCUGUAGAAACUUUUGGAAUGCUCGUGAUUUUUUUGAGUUGAAGAAGCCUCGAAUCGCUCCAAAUGAGCAAGUAUUGAAGGAAUUUCAUGAUCCGAGAUUUUCGAAUCACUAAAGAGGAUGCUGAUUUCAUGGACGUCUUUGUAAUUUUUGUGUAUGUGUUACUUAUUCAAGUAUUUGCCGGCCAUGGAGUUGGGCUAGCCGUGAAAUGCUGAACAGAUGAAAAAUUAGGCCGCGUGUGAUUUUUUGAGGCUCAGGGUUUAAUUUUUAUGGUAUCCGUAAAAUGGCGGUAAAUUGCGCGAAAAAUUGGUCGGAGGGCUUAGUCAAUGCUCAAUGCCGAGUGAAUUGCGUAAAAUUUGGAAAUAUUUUUGAUUGUGCGAUAUUUGGAUAGAUUUUUUUAACUUUUUGAGGAGGUUUAGACGGUUUGGAGCUGCGGUGCUAUUGAUUGUUUAGUAAAUGCAGAGAACAUUUUCACCUAGCGGGUUCAAGAUAAAGGGGUUCAGUGCAACCUUUCCCUGUAUAUCCCAAUCUUGGCAUGAAAUGAGACUUCCUGAUGGAGAAUGGGCGAAAUUAUAAACGUUUAGAGCAGAAUUGGUGGAGUGAUUAGGGUGAAUUCUAACGGGUAGCCGCAUGGCAGAUCUAUCCCGUAAUGGCCCAGUUGAACGGGACAUCGAGCAGGCAAUAACCGCACUGAAAAAAGGGGCAUACUUACUGAAGUAUGGACGAAGGGGGAAGCCAAAGUUCUGUCCUUUCAGGCUUUCUAAUGAUGAGUCUCUUUUGAUAUGGUAUUCAGGUAAGGAGGAGAAGCACCUGAAGCUAAGUCAUGUAACAAGAAUUGUACCUGGGCAACGCACUGCAAUUUUCCAUAGGUAUCCACGGCCUGAAAAGGAGUAUCAAUCAUUUUCACUAUUAUACAACAAUAGAUCUCUUGAUUUGAUAUGUAAGGAUAAAGAAGAAGCAGAAGUUUGGUUUGUUGGACUUAAAGCAUUGAUUUCACGUGGUCACCAUAGGAAAUGGAAAACAGAUUCAAAAAGUGAUGGGGCAGCAUCAUCUGAUGCAAAUAGCCCCAGUACUUACACUCGAAGGAACUCCCCUCUUAGCUCCCCCUUUGGUAGUGCAGAUAGUAUGCAGAAGGAUGGUGGAGAUACCAAUAGGAGUCCAAGUCCAUAUGGGAGUCCUUCUCGACAUGGUUUAGAAAAAGUCUUUUCUGAUGGGAUAUUAUAUGCUGUACCUCCAAAAGGUUUCUUUCAGUCAGACUCUGUUGGUGGCUCUACAUCUCUCAAUUCGAUGUCCUCAGAGGGGGGAUCAGACAGCACUAAUGGACACACAAGAAAUGCAAUGAUAGAUGGUUUUAGGAUUAGUCUUUCCAGUGCUGUAAGUUCAUCAAGCCAAGGUUCAGGUCAAGAUGAUGGCGAUGCAUUGGGAGAUGUCUUUAUAUGGGGAGAAGGCACCGGGGAUGGAGUUCUGGGAGGUGGUUUGCACAGAGUUGGAAAUAUUGCAGAUCCAAAAAUGGAUGCACUUUUACCGAAAGCCUUAGAGUCAGCAGUCGUGCUUGAUGUUCACAAUAUUGCUUGUGGUGGUAGGCAUUCUGCACUUGUUACAAAGCAAGGGGAGGUUUUUUGUUGGGGUGAGGAGUCAGGAGGUCGACUUGGCCAUGGGGUAGAUGCAGAUGUUUCUCAGCCUAAACUUGUCGAUGCUCUUGCCCACACAAACAUUGAACUAGUAGCUUGUGGAGAAUAUCAUACAUGUGCUGUCUCUCUAUCAGGAGAUCUGUACACUUGGGGUGAUGGGACACACAAUUUUGGGCUUUUGGGACAUGGGAAUGAAGUGAGCCACUGGGUACCAAAAAAAGUAAAUGGUCCUUUAGAGGGAAUACAUGUCUCUUCAAUUUCAUGUGGGCCUUGGCACACUGCUAUAGUAACUUCGGCAGGUCAGUUAUUCACAUUUGGGGAUGGAACAUUUGGUGUUUUGGGUCAUGGAGAUCGUAAGAGUGUUUCUUCACCUCGAGAAGUUGAAUCUCUAAAUGGGUUACGGACUGUCAGAGCAGCUUGUGGGGUAUGGCAUACAGCUGCUGUAGUGGAAGUAAUGGCCGGAUCUUCAAGUUCUAGCAACUGCUCAUCUGGUAAGCUAUUUACCUGGGGAGAUGGGGAUAAAGGGCGGCUUGGGCAUGGAGACAGGGAGCCAAGACUUGUUCCAACCUGUGUGGCUGCACUUGUUGAGCCAAAUUUUCGUCAAGUAGCAUGUGGGCAUAGUCUCACAGUGGCUCUCACAACCUCAGGCCAUCUAUAUACAAUGGGCAGUACUGUUUAUGGUCAGUUAGGAAAUCCUCAAGCUGACGGGAAACUUCCAACCCGUGUGGAAGGUAAGAUUCGUAAUGCAUUUGUAGAGGAUAUAGCCUGUGGCGCAUAUCAUGUUGCAGUUUUAACCUCAAAAACAGAAGUGUAUACCUGGGGAAAGGGGGCAAAUGGACGUUUAGGUCAUGGUGAUAUUGAAGACAGGAAUUCUCCCACACUGGUAGAAGCAUUGAAAGAUAAGCAAGUUAAAAGUGUUGUUUGUGGCUAUAGUUUUACAGCAGCUAUCUGCCUUCAUAAGUGGUUAUCAGGGGCUGAUCAUUCCAUGUGUUCUGGUUGCCGGCUUCCAUUUGGUUUUACAAGAAAACGUCACAAUUGUUAUAACUGUGGACUUGUUUUCUGCCAUGCUUGUAGUGCUAAGAAAUCACUCAAGGCUUCUCUUGCUCCAAAUCCUAAUAAGCCUUAUCGUGUGUGUGACAAUUGUUAUAUGAAGUUGAAGAAGGCAAUUGAAGCUGGUUCAAUGUCUCAGAGUUUGGGGACUAGAAGAGGAGGGGCUAAUCAGAAUUUCAAUGACAAUGGAGAGAAACAUGAGAAGUUGGAUGCUAAAACACAGUUACAAUUUUCCAGGUUCUCUAACAUGGAAUCAUUCAAACAAACUGAAAGUAGAUCUUCCUCUAGAAGUAGGAAACUAGAAUUGCAUAGCAGUCGCGUGUCUCCAGUGCCAAAUGGGAAUUUGCAGUUUGGAAACAACAAUCCUCAAAGAUCCAUGAAUCCAGUAUUUGGGUCUUCAAAGAAAGCUUUUUCUGCAUCUGUCCCUGGUUCAAGAAUUGUUUCUCGGGCAACAUCACCAACUUCAAGACGUCCCAGUCCACCUCGUUCUGCGACUCCAAUUCCAACACUUGCAGGCCUAACUUCUCCUAAACUUUUUGUUAAUGAUGCAACAAAGACAAACGAUGCAUUAAGACAAGAAGUUGUUAAGCUGAGGUUGCAGGUGGAAAACAUUACUCGCAAGGCUCAGCUACAAGAAGUUGAGUUGGAACAUAGUGCAAAGAAACUCAAGGAGGCUAUUGCAGUAGCAGGAGAAGAAAGUGCCAAAUGUAAAGCUGCCAAGGAAGUGAUUAAGUCUCUUACUAUGCAGCUGAAGGAAAUGGCAGAAAGAUUACCUGGAGGAACAUAUCGGUACAACAAACCAGGUUCAUUGCCUGCAUAUUCUUCUAACGGUAUAAAUCAUUCUAGUUCCAAUGAUAUUACCGUCUCCCCAGAUUUCAAUGGUGCUCAUUCCCAUGGCUAUCAAUUCAACAGCAUCUCAACCUUUUCAGAUGCAGAUUCCAAUGGUACCAUUAGCCCUGCAGUUGGAAAUGGGUGUUCUAGUAUAAACAAGCAGCGUUCCAUGUCAUUGAACCAGGUUAGAUUGGUUGAUGAUUCAAAUAGUUUAUUUCAAGCUCAAAGUAUUGAUGAAGUACCAAGAUCUGGGAAUAGAGCAAUAGUUGAAAAUGAGCAUGAACAAGAGACAGAGUGGGUUGAGCAAGAUGAGCCUGGUGUCUAUAUAACACUCACAACCUUGCCAGGAGGUGGCAAAGAUCUGAAACGUGUAAGAUUUAGCCGGAAAAGGUUCAGUGAAAAGCAAGCUGAACAGUGGUGGACAGAGAAUCGUGCAAGGGUCUAUGAGCAGUAUAACGUUCGUAUAGCUGACAAAUCAAGGAUGUGUCCUUCAUUGACAUCAGGACGACUAGAAUGUGUUGACAAAGUGUAGGAUGUCUAUAGAAAUGGGUUUUGAUUACUUGCAUUUUGAAGCUAGUUGGGUCAGCCUUCCUUGGGAUUUUUCCUAUAGGGAAAUAUUGGCAAUAUGUUGGCCAUAUUGCUGUUCAGUUAGUGGUGACCUUUGGUUGCCUCAGCUCAAUAUUUUACAUGAGAAAUCUGAUUGUAUUAACAGUCGUGGUAGCAUUGGCAGGAUGAAAUUUGAUCACCAACUAUGAGCUCCAGAGAUGUCUGUAAUUACAGGUGGAAUUUAUCAUUUUGUGAUCGACCAGUCCAUUUUCUUUCACCAUAUAUUUACAUGUCUUCAGACAUUGAUGAGAACAAAAGAUCUACAUGACAUCGAGAGACCUGAUCUGGUGGAAUUCUGUAGUGGACCAUUCACCCUGGACAAGAUAAGUCAGUGUAUUAUAGUUGAAUCACCUCCAAAGUUGUUUAGUUUUUGUCAUUAACAGUAAUAAUACUCAUUCAAAAGGUUGUUGAAAUUCCUGUAUACUCUUAUACAGUAGCUUGCAGUUAUAUCUGUUAGCUACCAUGUAAUUUAAGAGCUGCAGCUGAGGAGCUGUAGGCAUCUGGAAUAUAUUAUUCUUGAAAGCAAAUGUUGUGCUCUGUUGAAUGUGAUAUAAAGAGGACAUCUUGUUCUUUCUUUUCAAAUUCAUAGAUGUGCUCUGUAUCACUGCCGAUAUUUUCAGUUUAUUCCUUUAUUAAAGGAAAGGGUAAGGACACAGUCUUUUACCAGAAGUUGUAAACUUUUUAGUGCUUGUCUUAAUAUGAAGUACAAUCUUAAGUCUC